Arctia plantaginis is the source of this 540-nucleotide messenger RNA. Lineage: Eukaryota; Metazoa; Arthropoda; Insecta; Lepidoptera; Erebidae. The record is from the annotation of a GenBank genome assembly.
AUGAAAUUAUUAAUUGUACUUUGUGUUCUUAUGGUCGUUGCUUUGUCAUCUGCCAAGCCGCAAUUCAAUAAUCCACGGGGUUGUAUCUAUAUUAAUGGACACUGCCACGAAGGAUGCAAAGAAGGAACGCAUAGUUACACACCAGGAUGUGGUCCUAUAUUUCCAGAAGCGACUUGUGACGAGCCACAUCCUAAGAUCGGUGAUGAUAACCUAGCAGAGACAAGUUGUCCAUACACAUUCGUAAACAUGAAAUUAUUAUUGAUCUUGUGUUUCUUUGCAUUCGCCACGUUUUGCUUUGCUUAUCCUCAGCAAUAUUCGCGAGGUUGCAUCUACGUAGAAGGAAAAUGCUACGAAGGAUGCGAAGAAGGAACCCAUGGAUACACACCAGGAUGUGGUCCUAUAUUUCCAGAAGCGACUUGUGACGAGCCACAUCCUAAGAUCGGUGAUGGUGACAUCACUGAUAUGUCUAGGUGGACUCUCAAAUCUGUGAAAGCAUCAAUAAACAGUAUCCAUAUAUCAAACUUGGCGCCGCACCGGUAA